CUUUUAUUUUGAAAAGCUCUUGGCGGAAGUUAAACCUGUGUUCCAGAUGCAGGAACUUUCGCUUCAAUCCUCCGCACCGAGAUGGACUGGGACGAGGACGAUAAUGAUCACAGCCACGCGCGGGACACCUGCCACCACGGCCACGCGGGCCACUCUCACAGCCACGGGCCCAGAGCCGCGGCCUUCGGUGGGAUGGCCAACAUGUACACGCCUGCCUACGGACAGAUGGGAAAAGGCGCCGACCCGGUCAUGGAUAUCAGUCAGCAGCCGAAGAAGCGCUCCCAGAUGGACGACAGCAGCAGCUGGGACAUCGUGAAGGCGACGCAAUUCGGGAUCCUUGAGCGCUGCAAGGAGCUGGUGGAAGCAGGAUAUGACGUCAGGACGCCAGACAAGGAGAACGUCACCCUGCUGCACUGGGCGGCGAUCAACAACCGCCUGGAGCUGGUCAAGUACUUUAUGUCCAAAGGUGCAGUUGUUGACCAGCUGGGAGGAGACCUGAACUCUACUCCACUCCACUGGGCCAUCAGACAGGGCCACCUCCCCAUGGUGAUCCAGCUGAUGAGAUACGGAGCAGACCCCUCCAUCACCGACGGGGAGGGCUACCGCUCGCUCCACCUGGCCAUCCUCUUCCAGCACAUGGCCAUCGCAGCUUAUCUCAUGGCUAAGGGAGAGGAAGUGGAUGUGCCUGACUGUAACGGACAAACCCCCCUGAUGUUAGCAGCCCAGAAGAUUAUUGGGCCUGAGCCCACAAACUUUCUCAUCAAGAACAACGCCUCGGUGAGCGCCGUGGACAAAGUGAACAGGAACACGCCGCUGCAUUGCGCGGUGCUCGCGGGAAACGUCGACGCUGCCCACAUCCUGUUGGAGGCGGGGGCCAGCGUGGACGCCGAAAACGUCAACGGUCACACACCCAUCGACCUGGCCCACCAAGUGAACAGCCCGCUGCUCAUCCACAUGCUCAACGUCGUCAAAAAGGAGAGAAUCAGCUCCAAUUCCCGCUGUCUACGCCUUAUCGUCCGAUACAAGGUUUUGGUGCUGUUCCUAUUUAACACAGCCAUAUUUGGAUGUGUUGGUGCAAUCUUUGACAUGAACUCAGAGUCCUGGUUGCUCAAAAGUAUCCUGCUGGCCUGCGUGGUGGGUGUGAUUAACUUAGCCUCGAGGAAUUUCCCAAACCCAGACUUUCAGUCUCUGCUGCUGCCUUCGGCUCUGAUGGCUUCGGUGUUCUGGAUGAUCGUCACCUGGUGUCUCUGGUUCCUGCCAGAUCUACCCAGCACGACAGUUCAGGUUCUGUUCACCCUCAAUGCCACCGCUCUUCUCUACUGCUUCCUUCGGACCUGCAGGACGGACCCCGGUUUCAUCAAAGCCACAGAAGAGCAGAAGAAAAUGGUGGGAAAGAACGUGGUGGUGCUGGCUGAGGCUGGCUGUUUGGACACCAGAGUGUUUUGCACUUCUUGUAUGAUAAGGAAACCGAUGAGAGCGACUCACUGCUUCAGCUGUGACGCGUGCGUGGCAAAGCAGGACCACCACUCCACGUUGACCAACUCCUGCAUAGGUGCGAGGAAUCACCACUACUUCGUCCUGCUGCUCCUUUCCAUCUCGCUGCUGGGGUCCUGGAUGCUCUACGGCUGUUUUCGAUACUGGAGCAGACACUGUCCGCUGCAUUAUGAGGAUCAGGGCCUGUGGGGCGCCCUGUCUGCAGCGGUCGGCUGCUCCCCCUGGGUGCUCGCCAUCUCCGUGCUGUCCUUCUACCAUACCUGCUGGUCCACUUUGUUCCUGAUCGGGCAGCUUUACCAGAUUGCAUUCCUGGGAUUAACCACAGCAGAGAGAACAAAUCUGAUAUACCAGCAAAGGAGGAUGAGACAAUCUGUGUCCCUGAGACAAAAUCCCUUCAACAUGGGCGUGGUGCAGAACCUGCUGUCCUUCUUCCAGCUGCGCUGCUGCGGCCUCUUCAAGCCGGCCGUCGUCGACUGGACGACGCAGUUCCAGCCCCAACGCGACCAGUACCUGUUCGAGCAGAUCAACAUGGUCUGACCUCGCCUCCAACCCCGCAGGUCCGGGUCGGACUCUGCUUCUGGACCAAAAGCGCAAGAAUGUAUUUAUUUUUAUUUCCCUCCUUUAGUUCUUUGUGAAGAGAGAGUCAAAGACAUCAGAGGUCAGAAGAAUACAACGGAGGUUUGAUCGGCCUGGUCUCUGUACGGUCUGCAGCUGCCUUACGCUCCACCGAUGGGAGGGAAAAGGGUUCUGGACAUUUUGUGCUGUUUUUAUGAACACAUUAAGCCUAUUUUUUAUCAUCCAGCAAAAGGAAAAAAUCUUUGUAUGUGUAAGCGGUUCGGUUUUAUGACGUUUCAUAACAAAUGACCACUAUUAUAUUCUUCAAUAAAGCAAUCUUGUGUCUGUCUUUUUUAA
Messenger RNA from Fundulus heteroclitus (mummichog), 2406 nucleotides. It is a transcript of the gene zdhhc13, whose product is annotated as zinc finger DHHC-type palmitoyltransferase 13. Gene Ontology annotation, molecular function: palmitoyltransferase activity; protein binding. Gene Ontology annotation, cellular component: Golgi membrane. Bases 82 to 2031 code for a protein of 649 amino acids. NCBI's taxonomy places the organism in Eukaryota, Metazoa, Chordata, Actinopteri, Cyprinodontiformes, Fundulidae. The transcript is spliced from 17 exons. Gene Ontology annotation, biological process: protein palmitoylation. The record is from RefSeq and is a predicted model, not a curated record.